AUGGACUCUACAAUUGAAGUUCGUUUAGAUAAUAUAUUCUUCAAGUCGUUUACUGCCGACUCAAACCACGGAUGUCCACUUUAUAUCUUUGAUUCGACGUAUCUUCCAUCUACGGAAGAAGUUGAAAGUCGUGAAGUCUACGAUUUGCUGAUUGAUGAACUGAUGAAUAAAUUGGUCACUAAACUGCCAGACUGUGCCUUUUCGUUGGUGGUGUUUAGCUCAGGGUUCUCGCAAAAUAAUGUUAGCUGGAUUUACGGCCUAAAAAUGUUUUCAAAGAUUCCGAAAGCUAUGCGGGUAAGACUUCAGAGGCUCUACGUUGUUCAUGAAUCUUUGUUUGUGCGCUCUGUUUAUCAAGUUUUGACCAACGCUCUAAACAUCAACCCGUUCAAAAAUAAAGAUACAGCUACUGAGGGUGUACCCGUUCAGCACGUAUCAAACCUCGCAGAACUUGCUUGCAUUAUCGAUAUUACGAAAAUACGAAUAUCGCUCAACGUGUAUCUGUUUGAUUACCAAAUAACGGGAACUACGUGCCUGCCAGACCCUCAGGUGGGAUCUCGAUCCCCACUAGCCAAUCGACAGUACAGGCAAUUGGCGUUUGACAAGAUCUUUAGGAGAUUGAAGACAGAAGCUCCGCGGCAUGAGCUGGUAUUCCAGAAGCCGGGUGCUUACCAGAAGGUAAACAUCUUACUUGGGAUCGUAGCGAGAAAUAACUACGUGGAUCUUUCACAAUGGGACGUGUACUCACUCGGUACCUUAUUUUUGCAUUUUAUAAAGGGGAAAUCAAAGCCUAUUUUCUCCAUCAACCUCAUACCCCUCCCGAUUAGCGAAUCUCUGGAUUAUACCUACAAUACCUUCGUCAACAUGAUGCUGUACAAUGGCUAUUAUGAGCUCGUUGUAUACAUAUUUGAGCUGUUCUUGAGUCUCCUAGACAAUUCCAAGAUAACUUUGCAUGAUUACAGAUCUCUAAGCAAAUGUUUAACUCCCACGCUAUGUCAAGAAAAAGUGUCUAUAAAGACCUCAGAUCGGUUGGCCGUUGGGCAUAGAUAUAUCACCAAUGUUCUCAAGCACUUCAAACAGCUAAGGGCCAAGAUCGAUGGCAAUCAGUAUGACGCUGCUGGUGUUAUGGGUAAUUCUCAACCACUUCAUAUCAAAAAUUCCGUACCCCUCAUACCACCCCCCAGAAAGUCUGGCAGCACAGGUGAAACAUCCAGUAACGACAGUUUCGUCCGACAGGUACCUUUGGAAGCAAAACCCCCGCCCUUACCAAAGAGAAAAACACCAGAUCUAUCAGGAGACACGCGGCAUAUAACUCCACCUACUACAUCGAGAGCUUCAUCCAGCUCAUCUAGUAUUUCUGAAAAUAUGCAAAAUGUCAAAGACGGUACUAAACCCUCAUUCCUUGGUACCUCAACGGGUCUCUUAUCCGGGGAGUCUCUGACAAGCACGUCAGAGGUCACCUCUAUGGCUGCUUCAGAUACUCGUAUUCCCAGUGACUCUUCCAUAUCUUUGAAAGAACCAUUCGAGACCGUGGAGGCGCGUCUAAUUGCCGAGGAAGCUGUGACUUUCAAGCCUAAGCCCGCCGAAAAUGAGUUCAAGAUCGAUGAAAACAUGGCAAAUUUACUAAUCGAAAACAACGCGAGUAUAAGAAAUUUGGACUCGGAGCUCAAGAAAAAGAAGCUGGAAUCUAAUGUAAAAACUAAAAGCUCGUCGAAUACCAGCUACUCCGACAUCAAAGCCGGAAACAAAGUUAGUAGACUGGCAGCUUUAUAUGAGGAGAGACUCGUUGGUAUACGAGUUAUGGAGGAUAUGCGUAGACAAGGAAGGUGA
Molecule: messenger RNA, 1827 nt
Organism: Lachancea dasiensis
Lineage: Eukaryota; Fungi; Ascomycota; Saccharomycetes; Saccharomycetales; Saccharomycetaceae
Source: the annotation of a GenBank genome assembly